Molecule: messenger RNA, 2935 nt
Organism: Paramuricea clavata
Lineage: Eukaryota; Metazoa; Cnidaria; Anthozoa; Malacalcyonacea; Plexauridae
Source: the annotation of a GenBank genome assembly
AUGCCUCGGACAUUCCUGUGGACUGAAACUUGUCAACAUGCUUUCGAAUCACUUAUUUCCAAGCUGUCAACACACUCUGUCCUGGCGUUUCCUGAUUUCACUCUACCGUUUGUUUUGCACACCGAUGCUUCAGGCGUGGGACUGGGUGCAGUUCUUUACCAAUUGCAAAGUGGCAAGAAGCGUGUUCUGGCGUAUGGGAGCCGUUCCCUUACUCAUUCGGAACAACGCUAUUGCGCCUAUCGUCGAGAGUUUCUUGCACUGAAAUGGGCAGUCACAGAGAAGUUUCGUUCUUAUCUGUACGGUAGGAAGUUUCAUGUUAUCACGGAUAGCAACCCGUUGACUUACCUACUGACGUCGGCAAAGCUUAGUGCAACUGAUCACCGUUGGUUGGCCAGUUUGUCGACCUACGAUUUUACGAUAAGCUAUCGGGCAGGGAAAUGUUGUGGUGAUGCUGAUGGACUCUCUAGAAUACCUCGGGAAGGAGAUACCCCUCGACAUGGAGAAGAAAUGACGCCAGACGCAGAGUAUCUCCGACCGUUUCUAGAACGAUUACAUGCAUCAGAGUCAGACACAGUAGUGACUUAUGUCCAGCAGGAGUUCCAAGCUCUUUGUGAUUACCAUAUUGCCUUCGAUCCCGCCAACGAAGAAACCACCUGUCCCGCCGUAGAGACGCUGGGUAUUGACGUAUCAGCUAUUGAAGCAAUAUGUAAGGAAGCAAGUCCCACUCGUGAAGGAAUUGGUGUGGACAUGAUUCCACCACUCGAAUGGCAAUUGAUCCAACGUGAGGAUCCAGAAAUUGGACGAGUAAUCGAGAUCUUGACUCGCCAAACUACUGGAACUGGCAACGUGAAUGAUGGGAACACUAUGGUUAACCGGUUGUUGAAAGAAAAACACCGCCUUGUGUUCAAGGAUGAAAUUUUGUUUCGGGAACGCCUGGUAGAUGGUGCAAAACUAAAACAACUUGUGGUCCCUCGUGCUAUGCGAAAGCGUAUUCUCUGUGGGUUACACGAUGACGUCGGACAUCUUGGCAGAGAUAAAACCAUUGACCUGGUCUGCCAACGUUUCUACUGGCCCGGGAUGACAGCGGACAUUGAAGUCCAUAUUCGUGACUGUCACCGUUGCCUCUUGCGGAAAGCUGCUGACCCUCCACGUGCUCCUCUGGUGCCAAUCUUGGCGUCAGAACCUAUGGAACUCCUAGCUAUCGAUUUUCUGAGUAUUGAAAAGGGGAAGGGAGGAUAUGAAGAUGUGUUGGUCGUGACGGACAGCUUCACAAAAUAUGCUUGGGCCUUUCCGACUAGGAACCAAAAGGCCACAACUGUCGCCAAGGUGUUGUGGGAAAACGUGUUUGUCCACUAUGGCUUACCACGUAGAUUACACUCUGACCAAGGCCGAGAUUUUGAAUCAAGAUUGAUUGGUGACCUUUGCAGGGUUGCUGGUAUCCAGAAGACCAGAACAACGCCAUAUCACCCCCAGGGAAACGGCCAAACGGAGCGGUUCAACAGAACACUGCUCGGCAUGCUUGGAACCCUAAGUGAGGACAAGAAGACCGACUGGCCAAGCUACGUCGCACCAAUGGUUUACGCCUACAACUGCACAAAGCAUGGGUCCACUGGGUACUCGCCAUAUUACCUUAUGUUCGGUCGCCAGCCACGUUUACCUAUCGAUAUCGCACUCGGGUUGGAUCAACUGGACAAGAAGUCUAAACCGUACUCUGCUUACGUUGACAACCUUCGGGCUCAACUGGCUCAUGCGUACGACCUCGCGUCGAAGGCCAUACACGAGCGGGCGGAAGGCAACAAGAAGAAUUACGACCAGUACACCAAAGAAAGUUUCCUUGAAGUGGGCGACCAUGUGUUGGUUCGGAACUUGAGCACGAGAGGCAAACACAAGCUGCAAGACCGAUGGGAAGCGAUGCCAUGUGUGGUUGUUCGAAAAAUUGGAAAAUUACCUGUUUAUGCGGUUAAACCGGUAGAUGGUGGGAGGGAGAGAGUACUGCAUCGAAACCUACUGCUUCCAUACAGAAUCCCCAGGAGUUCACCCUCACCAAAGCAGAAGAAACUUCCAUAUUUACGUCAAAGACCUGCGGCAGCAGAAUGUGAGAGUGACGUUGUUACAGAAGAAAGUGAUACCGAAGAGGAAUUUAUUCCACGCAGUACGACACCCGGCAAUAGAACAACGCUAGAUCCAACUAUGCCAUCGUUCGUUAUGCCAGAAGCCAUUCCGGUAACUGACGAACCAGCACCCGCAAACAACCUGCCCGAAACGGAACCGGCUAUCGAGGAAGAACUAAAUGAAACCCAACAGGAAGAGGUUAACGUUGACGAAAACCAAUCCGUUACGCGAUCAGGGAGAAUAUCGAAGCCCCCGGAACGAUUGGGCGUUCAACCGGUGUGGAGCAAUAAGGUGGCAGUCCUUUUGUCACUGGUAAACGAUAACAACAGAUCUAGCGUAGAGAUCAAUGCCAUCUCAACGUCAGACGUAUAAUAUUUGAAGAUUUAUUAUAUUUUAAUGAACUUCGGGACGAAGUUUCACGUGAGGGGGGAAUAUGUAGCGGAUUGACUAAUAAGUUAAUUAGUAAUAGGCGUUUAUUUUGACAUAUUUAGGAAGUGACAUAUGAUUGACACUAGAUUGGUUAUUGUUUUGACGAGACGGCGUUUGUAUAUAUUUUAUUAAACGAGGGUUCUUUAUAGCGAAGCAAAUUCGCUAUUGUAAAUUACAGAUUACAUAAAACGAAACUGUGUGCGACUCAUUUAAUUUUGUGUAGUUGCCAAACACUUUGUGAGGCACUCUGCUACAUAGGCAUGCCCGUCAGGAAUAUACUGUAUUCUAUGCAAAUCCCAUAUAUUUUCUGAUAAAGCUUCGAAGUUCUCAUUGUUCACAGGGCUCAUUGUUCUUCCCAAGCAAUACAAUCACAAUAUUUUUGAUGCGGAAUUUA